Molecule: messenger RNA, 1010 nt
Organism: Westerdykella ornata
Lineage: Eukaryota; Fungi; Ascomycota; Dothideomycetes; Pleosporales; Sporormiaceae
Exons: 2
Coding region: 386-823 (145 amino acids)
Source: RefSeq, a predicted model, not a curated record
AAUCGGUCACAUGGAUCCGUAGUGAGUCGCGGCGGAGUGUGAGCCUUUUGACAGAUGCUUUCUUUUAUCUGGUUUCCAUGCAACAUUCAUGCUGCUACUUGAACCAAUCACUUCUCUCGCUGCGCGAAAUAGACGCUUCCGCUGACUAUCACGAGGCUUGCGCCCUGAGCACUUGGCACCAACCUUCAUGCGAGUGAUUGGAUCUCCUUUUUCAUUGUUGUUUGAUGGCAGCAUUUGAGGAAGAGGUGAGGUAUUCAACUCCAGAGCGAGAUUCGGACGCCUUAUAACCCGUAAGACGACAAUUGGGAGAAGAUGCCAACCGCAAGGUGCUGAAGACAAGUCUAUGGAAUACUGACAAGAGGUGUUCGUGGAUCGCAGCGAGACUAUGUUUUUCAGCUUCGGAAUUGUGCUGGUAUUACAUCUGUGCCACUUCGUCACAGUGAGUGGACAUUCAGGAGACCAUGCAGAAGAUCGCCAAACCUCCACCUCCACUUACACCGGCCCUACAUUCAACCCUACUGAAGCUUUGAACUACGCCAGUACAGGAAGCCUCGAUUAUCAUCUCUCCACCACCACUGCUACAGCUUCCGUGAUUCUGGACCUCCCUAGUUCAACUAUCUCCUCCCAGUCUACUACUACCACGCCAAGUACAAAAACAAGUGAGACCACGUCGCAGGGAAAUCCCCCUCCAUCUCAGACCUCCGAAUCUAUCGUUACGGUUAGCAAAACCGCCGCUGCGCAUGUCAGGUACGCGUGUGGGUCUAUGUGUGGAGGGUAUGCGAUGGGCGUUGCUGGAUUAAUCGGGGGACUUGCGUUAGUUUGAGCAGGGUAUUUAGCUAUCAUCGAAAAUGGGAUGAAGGACAACCUGUGCGGAAUGUACUGUAUAAUGGAAAGUCCUGCACGAUACCUGGGUGUUCGGAGUACAAGUACACAGCAAAAUGUUUGCGCAUCUCUGAGCAAUUGCAGCUUGACCCUAACUCUAUGAAUCCGCCGGCCAACGUAUUCUGGAG